GAAUUUUCUUGAUAAAGAAAUAUGAUCGUUCUGUAACGAUUCAGACAAUGAAUUGACAUGCAUUCUAUUAGUAUGCAGAGUACCUUUAAGACGCUGACCAUCUCAUUUGCAUAUGUGUGUGCUGCGUGAUUAGAGAGUUACGCAGUCUGUGCAGGUGGAUGAUGACCGAUAUGCUCUCCCUGACCUUUAUUAUACUUUUAUGUUUUGUGACGCUAAUGGUUUGUUCAUUUUCUCGAGUAUGAGAAGAGCGUGCAGGCUGUGUAUCUGCCAUUAAACGUGUGGAAUUCAGACUUCUGCUGUUUGGCUCCGUGAUUUGUCGGACUAAACCAAUAAUCCGGUUUACUGCAGUUUCUACAUGUCAACAUUGGGAUCAAGUUCCCCAGAAUGACCAAUUCACGACCCAAAGAGUUUAUUCCACCACCGGAGUGCCCUGUCUUUGAGCCCAGUUGGGAGGAAUUUGCGGACCCUUUCGGGUUCAUCAACAAAAUACGUCCAAUUGCAGAAAAUACUGGCAUCUGCAAGAUCCGACCGCCCCUGGGAUGGCAGCCACCAUUUGCCUGUGAUGUGGACAGACUGCAUUUCACCCCACGCAUUCAAAGGCUUAAUGAGUUAGAGGCCCAAACUAGAGUGAAGCUCAACUUCCUGGACCAGAUAGCAAAGUUUUGGGAACUGCAGGGCUGCACGCUGAAAAUUCCUCAUGUUGAGCGUAAAACCCUGGACUUGUAUGUGCUCUAUAAGCUGGUCAAAGAGGAGGGAGGCUUUGAUGUGGUCUGCAAAGAGCGGAGAUGGACUCAGAUAGCACUGAGGAUGGGCUUUGCUCCUGGCAAAGCAAUUGGCUCUCACCUGCGUGCUCACUAUGAGAGAAUUCUCUACCCUUACUACCUGUUCCAGGCAGGAGCUUAUUUUAUGAACUCUCAGAAACCUACUCUGACGAAUGACACCAAAGACCAGGAGUAUAAAUCCCAUGACCUGCCCCAGCGCCAGUCAGUGCAGCCAGUAGAAACCUGCACUAUCGCUCGCCGAGCCAAGCGGACAGAGGGCCGCUGUUUUAAAUCAGAGCAGGGCGAGGUGUGUGAAAACAAGCCCAACCUGAGGAGGAGAAUGGGCUUGUGUGUGGCUAAAACAGAACCAGUGAAAGAAAUUCCAGUCCAGGUGAAACAAGAACCCAUUGAGCCAACAACUGAGGGUGAAAAAUCAACGGUGAGUGAGGUGAAAAGCCAGUUACCAUUUAAAAAAACAAAGCAAGCACUGCAUUCCUUUGUGCCAAUGUUCUGGGGUUUCUCCCCACAGGUGGAGCAGUACAUAUGCUUGGUAUGCAGGGGUGGAGGAGAUGAAGAUAGACUAUUGCUUUGUGAUGGGUGUGAUGACAGCUAUCACACGUUCUGUCUGAUCCCACCCCUCCACGAUGUCCCCAAAGGUGACUGGAGAUGCCCCAAGUGCCUGGCUCAGGAGUGUGGUAAGCCACAGGUGGCGUUUGGGUUUGAGCAGGCCUCCCGUGACUACACCCUCCGAACCUUCGGGAAUAUGGCUGACUCGUUCAAGUCAGACUACUUCAACAUGCCUGUUCACAUGGUUCCCACAGAGCUGGUAGAGAAGGAGUUCUGGCGACUGGUUAGCACAAUCGAAGAGGAUGUCACUGUGGAGUAUGGGGCUGAUAUUGCUUCAAAGGACUUUGGAAGUGGCUUCCCUGUUAAGAAUGGCACCUUCAAAGUCUCACCGGAGGAGGAGGAUUAUCUGAGUAGUGGAUGGAACCUUAACAACAUGCCAGUGUUAGAUGCAUCUGUGCUGACUCAUGUCACAGCAGACAUCUGUGGGAUGAAGCUCCCAUGGCUGUAUGUGGGCAUGUGCUUCUCAUCCUUCUGCUGGCAUAUUGAGGACCACUGGAGCUAUUCCAUCAACUAUUUGCACUGGGGGGAGCCAAAGACAUGGUACGGUGCUCCUGGCUAUGCUGCUGAGCAGUUGGAGAGUGUGAUGAAGAACCUGGCCCCAGAGCUCUUUGAGUCUCAGCCAGACCUGCUCCACCAACUGGUCACCAUUAUGAACCCAAACGUCCUCAUGGACAAUGGAGUACCAAUUUACCGUACAAACCAGUGUGCUGGCGAGUUUGUCAUUACCUUUCCAAGGGCCUAUCACAGUGGAUUCAACCAGGGCUUUAACUUUGCAGAGGCAGUCAACUUCUGCACAGCCGACUGGAUGUCUCUUGGUCGGCAGUGUAUCGAGCACUACCGAUCUCUGAACCGAUACUGUGUUUUCUCCCACGAUGAGAUGACCUGUAACAUUGCCAACAAGGCAGACAGUCUAGAGUUGGAACUGGCCUCUGCAGUCCAGAAGGACAUGAGCUCCAUGAUUCAGGAGGAGAAGGAGCUCCGUGAGAAAGCUUAUAAGAUGGGCUUGUGGCACUCCCAGCAGGUUGACUAUGAUAUACUUCCAGAUGAGGAAAGGCAGUGUGCUAAGUGCCGGACCACCUGUUACCUGUCUGCCAUCACCUGUCCCUGUAGUCCAGACCAGCUUGUCUGUCUUCACCACAUUCAGGAUCUUUGCUCAUGCCCUGUUAGCAACUACACACUCAACUAUAAAUACACCCUUUCCGAACUGAACCCAGUGUUCCAGGCUGUGACUUCACGUGCAGAAUCUUAUGAUGACUGGGCAUUUAAAGUUAACAAAAUUUUGAAAGCAAAUCAAGACAGUAAAAGUGAUUUUGAGGAGCUUCGCUCGCUGGUUGUGGAAGCAGAGAAGAAAAUAUACCCUGAGACUGACUUGCUAAAUUACCUGCGUCAAGUAAUCCAGAAUGCAGAGAGGAGUGCGUCAAUGGCCCAACAACUACUCAACGGCAAGAGACAGACAAGGUAUCGCUCUGGUGGUGGAAAGUCUCAGAAUCAGCUCACUGUAGAGGAACUCAGGUCGUUUGUCAAUCAGCUGUAUGAACUGCCCUGUACCAUUCGACAGGCCCCUUUCCUAAAGGCUCUUUUGAACCGUGUUGAACAGUUCCAGCAGCAGAGCUCCGAUCUCCUAGCAGAGGAUAUGCCUGGUUCCUCUGUCCUCCAAGGCCUCCUAGAUGAAGGUGCAGGCCUGGAUGUGGAGUUGCCUCAGCUGGCAGUAUUGAGGCAGAGGCUGGAGCAGGCCCGCUGGGUGGAGGCUGUUCAGCAAGCCAGUGAUCAGCCGGCCAGCCUCAGUCUAGACUACAUGAGGCGGCUCAUAGAUCAAGGGGUGGGCCUGGCACCGCAUGCAUGUGUGGAAAGAACCAUGGCCCGCCUGCAGGAGCUACUCACUGUCUGUGAACAUUGGGAAGAAAAGGCUAAUAACAUGCUCACUGCUAGACCUCGUCAUAGCAUUGACAUUCUUGAGGCAGCCAUACAGGAAGUGGACAGUAUCCCAGCAUUUCUGCCCAACUGUGUUCAGCUUAAAGACUGUGUCAGCAGUGCCAGAGAGUGGAUAAAGGAGGCAGAUGCUCUUCAGGUUGGUGGGCGUAUCCCUGUUCUCGCUACCCUAUCUGAACUAGUGUCAAGAGCCAGAGGUAUUCCGGUUAUGUUGGAGCCUUUGACCCGACUGGAAAGUUUAGUGUCUGAGGUCCAGGCCUGGAAGGAGAGCGCAGCUAAAACAUUCCUGUUAAGGAACUCAUCCCAUUCUCUCCUUGAGGUUCUUUGUCCUAGGUGUGAGACGGGGCCUCAGAAGUCAAAGUCAAAAAAAGCCAAGGAUGUCUCACUACCCAGCAAGAAAGUUGAUGUAAAACUGGACUCUCUCUGUGACGUGGAAAGAGUGCUUUCUACAAGCAACGAUACAGCUUCAGCAAUGGCCACUCUCGAAGAUGUACGCCAGAAAGAAUUGGAAAGUUUGUCAGUCCUGAGGGCCUCAAAUGAGUCAAAGUUUCAGUCUUCUCCCAGCUGUUUGGCUCCCACAGUGUGCUUGUGUCACACCGUAUCCGCAGGCCCAAUGCUCCAGUGUGAACUCUGUCGAGACGCCUACCACAGUGGCUGUGUGCCAGGGUUCAAGGACAUCAAGGCAGGCCAACCAUGGUUAUGCCCGCUUUGCAAACGGUCAGAGAAACCCCCUUUGGACAAGGUGCUGCCCCUUCUUGCUUCCUUACAGCGGAUUCGGGUGCGGCUUCCGGAAGGCGAUGCCCUGCGAUAUGUGAUUGAGAGAACAGUGCGUUGGCAACACAGUGUGCAACAGGUUUCUCCUCCUACACAGCAUCCUAAUGGAAAAGCAAGACACAUUUCUGGAAUUGCAUCAUCUCCUAUACUUGAAGGGAGCAACAGUUCAUUCUACAUGCUGCAGCCAUGUAUCCCUCUCGGUGGCCUCAGUGCUGAGUUGGAGGAGCUGUUGGUUGAGGGUCUGCUCUUGCAGGUGACUUUACCUGAACUGCAGCAUCUUUUUAACAGCCUGCUCAACAGGUUUACCCCAUCUCAACACUCCCUCCAGAGUAGCGAACACGAUCACCAGUAUCACAUUGCCCAGGACAGAAGUCCACCUCACAGAAGUCCCCCUCACAGCAAAGGACAGGAUGGAGUUCCAGAAACCAAGAAGGAACAUGAAAAGGUUGAGAAAAACAGCAAACGGCGUCUAGAGAAAGAGAACUUGGGAGGGCAGCACCGAGACAAGAUAAAGAAGCCCAAGAAAAAGAAGCUUAAAAUGAACAAAGAAAGGAGAAGAGAGGAGAAAAGAACCACCUCCCCCUCCAACUCUCUGUCUGAUCCAUCAUAUUCAGAAGACUCUGAGGAGGAUUGGUCUGUGUGCUCAGCAAAACUAUGUCAACAGCCAGAAGGAAAUGAGGUCAACUGGGUCCAGUGUGAUGGCAGCUGUAACCAGUGGUUCCACCAGAUUUGUGUGGGUGUGUCUGCUGAGCAGGCAGAGAAUGAGGACUAUAUCUGUGUCAGCUGCGCAAUAAACGAUUUGACAGAAUGAGGACCAAAAAAAACAAAAACAUUUUUGAAGGAUAUUCAAAAGGCUCCCCGUUUUGCACAAGUUACAGCACCAAGAAUGCACCUGAUAUCAUCCUCUUUUCAAACCCCUUUAUUGAAACCCUGCUCCCUUGGUGCUACUGCCUUCUUGAUAGGACUGUUAACAGAAAUCUGUAUGAAUCUUCUGCGCAUUUUUGUAUUUUUUAAGAUUUCCUUCUAUAACAUUUUUCUUCUCCAGAGAGCGUGAUGCAUAGACGUACCUCAGGGGUUUCCAUCCCAUAAAUGCAAAACGAUGGGGACUGUGCUUCCCCCCCCCCCCAUAUGUAUUUUUGUUUAUAUUUAUUUUUCCCCUGUCACUUUAGAAUUUCUAACAUGAGUUUAUCAAAUUACAUUUAAUCUGGGCUAUUUACACCAAAUGAGAUUUGUUGGACUAAUCAAAAUGGUAUAAAAUUAUAAUUGGAACCCACUGUUUUGGUACAUGUGUUGAAUAAUAAUAUAAAAUAUUAUUUAUUUAUCCCAGCAAUAACUUGGCUGGUUACCCUGAUUUUUAGUAGCUUGAGAUCUACUCUGAUCUGUUGCUUGAUGCAUUAGAAAUGUUUGUACAGAAUCAAAUGUAGGUUGUCAGACAAGAGAUGUAGCAAGCAGAAGAAGCUGUGUGAAAUACACUUUGUGACGUAUAAUGUGGCUUUCUUUAAAAACUAAAUACUGAUCUUUCCGAUGUUAAUUCAGUUGUGGAAUAAAAUGGUUUGUUCUCAAAUACACAUCUGUUCUAAUUCUGCUGGAUUUCUGAAAUUUUAGGGAUGGUUAACUAAAGAAAUACAUAAUAAUUCUGUCAUUUGCUCACAUUGAUGUUGUUCCAAACCUGUAUUACUUUUGCCCGUUGAGCGCAAAAGAUGUUAAUGGUAGCAUUGGUCACCAUUCACCUUUUAUUGUAGGGAAAAUUAAAGUGGUGACUGAGACUAACAUACUGCCUAACAUCUUUUGACAGACUUUUCAUUUUUGAGAGAACUAUCUUUUAAUUGUCUCUAAAUAUCGAUUGCCAUAUGCCAGCAGUCAUAAUAUGUGGAAAAAUACAUAAUCCUCAUAUGCAAUUCAAUGCUGUGACUGUUCAACUUCUAUUCCUGUGGAUGUGGCCAUAAAGGCGCCAACAAUGGAUGGAAAUAUUUUAUAGCAUGGACCCUUUUCACAUAUCUGUGUUUGGAAUGCUCAA
Xyrauchen texanus (razorback sucker) is the source of this 6108-nucleotide messenger RNA. RefSeq names its product lysine (K)-specific demethylase 5Ba (gene kdm5ba). The record is from RefSeq and is a predicted model, not a curated record. The transcript is spliced from 27 exons. Bases 385 to 4902 code for a protein of 1505 amino acids. Gene Ontology annotation, molecular function: DNA binding; histone demethylase activity. Gene Ontology annotation, biological process: chromatin remodeling. Gene Ontology annotation, cellular component: nucleus. Lineage: Eukaryota; Metazoa; Chordata; Actinopteri; Cypriniformes; Catostomidae.